GGCGGGAACCGGCUGAACAGUCAUAAAGUUUUAAUGCAAAACUCAACACAAAACAAACAUAAACAAACACACACAUGCAGCACAGCCGCGUGCGUCUCUCUCUCUCUCUCUAACUGGCGUCUCCGGCUCCCCUUUAUCUCGCUCUCCCGCAGAUCACGGCCACGGCCACGCCCUCCUCCUCGUCACAAGGACCAUUUCCACAAAUUGAUGGCUGAUUAUUCUAUUCCAUACGGUUCACGAUAUGAGAGAUUUAAACUGAGAAUAUUUACAUUUAGCAGACGCUUUUAUCCAAAUGAGGACUACAACAUAAGCGAAUCAUCAUAAUCAGUCAUCCUCUGUGUAUUUUUAAGUCCAGAAAACAUGAUUACAAUUACUUUUGUUUUUGUAUAAUGAUGCAAAUAAUGGUUUCCAGAGGGUGAAUUAUGCACUUUAAAGCUCAGACAUUCUUAUGCUUUUAUUUUUGUGCCUAUUUAACUUUGCAGGCCAACAAAAUGUAAUAAUAAUGUAUUAUAGCAGUUGUGAGGUGACAGAUGGUAGGCCCAAAGGUUAAAAAGUUCUUGCAUGCAGACAGUUUAAAGUUCAAGUGCCUUCAUAAAAUCUGUGGGUCUUUUAUCCUGCAAUGUACACGUUUUAAGAAAUGGAAAUAAUCACCACUAGAGGGCAGAAAUGGAACGUUAAUUUAUUUUAACAGUUGCACAAAUUUGAAACAUUUAUUGUCUAAUUACGGAAAUAUAUUAAAAGUUUAAACCUGUACAAAUACAUACAAUAUGAAGUACGUGUAAAAAUGGAUCAGAGCAUGAAUGACCUUUGAGACUGUGCUACCAAACUUGAAACUCUCAUAUCAGCAACUGAUAAAGGUCCUCCAUUAGUGAGGUUCUCAAACAACGCAACUGAAUAUAACAAAAUAAGGCAUGUUAUCCUUCAUUUCCUGGUUUGUACCAAGUGUGCCUACUUGGUUAACACCAAGUACUAUUCCUUUAAAUAGCGUCUUACAAGGGCUUGUUGGUGCUUGUGGAAUUUUGGUUCUUCGUAGCCUUUUAAAAGUUUACUUGUUUGUUGAUGCACAGAGCACUGCAGAUGCUGAAACAGACCAUAGAAAAAAGAAUAGCUCAAAUGGUGGACUGACAGAGAAAAUUCAAUUCUGGAUCCUUUCAGUGGUUCUUUCCUUUGUGGGGUCUCACGUUGCAUCACUGGUAGUUUUAGAGUUCUCCCUUCGAGCCAUUUCAGCACGGAUCACAGGAGCAUCAGACCCAAUUUGUGACCAAUUAUUACUGCUGCUUGUCCAAUGCCAGUUCUCCUUAGGCUGUGCAUUAAGCUGCAGCCUUAAUUUUCUUCAUGAGGGGGCACCACACGGCUGGCUAAGCCUCCUUCUUGCAGUUGGACUGAGCUGGUUCUUGGCAAGCCAGUGCUGUAAGCUAUGGCAACAUGUAAAGGCUAUGUAUGUAAUACAUAGCACACAGCAGUACUGUGGACUAUGCAUUGGACUCUUAACCUCUGGCACUUCUAUAUUAACCUGGCUCUGUAGUGCCCUAAUUCUAACUUUUAGUGUAUCUGGGAUUGCUGCAAUAUCAAACAUAAACCAACACUUUCUAUCAACUACCGAGGCUCUGAGAUUUUGGACCCCACUUACAAUCUGCUACACUCUACUGAUUGUGUAUAUGAAUGAGGAUCAACAUAAACAACCUGGCCAGCAGGUUCUUCUAAAUACAGUUGUUGUGCGACUGGGUGGGCUUUUUGUUUUACUGAUGACUGUGGGCAGUUGGUCAGAUGUAAUCCAUGUCCUAAUCUGCUUCACUGGUGAAGCUACAUGCCUGUUACCAUCUCGAGACCUUUUGGAAGCCAUAUAUCAGCCCAUGUGCCUGAAGGCUCAUUAAAAAGGCCUGGAAACCAAAAUGGACAAAAGAAAUGGGGAAAAUUCGACUGAAUAUUAAUAAAAACACACUUCUUUUAAAAAGGAGAAAGGAUAAAAAGGAACUGAAACUUUUACGGGACUUUUUACAGCAUGACAUUCUCUACAAAGUACAAACUUUACUUACUGAGAAUACCAUCCAGUCUGUAAAGGACUGUGGUUUGUAUAAGAAAUGCAUUCAAUAAUUUCAUGUAUUUAAUUGGACAUGUGUAUUCUUUCCCUGUUUCUCAUAAUAAAAUCAAAUGCAUGUAUGGUGAAUUAAACUUCCCCCUACAAAACACCUAAAUACAUAUCGUGUUUAAUUGAAGAACAAAUUUAUUUCAUAACCUUGAGAGGUUUUCCUUCACAAUUAUGUUCUAAAGACAAAUGAACGACAUGGUAUUAUACAAUUAUUUCUAAUUACUUCAAAUAACGUUAAUAUAAACAUAGAACAUUUUAAUCAAAUACUGAUAUUAACAAGUUACCCAAGCAUUAAAAGAUAAGUAUAAAGGUUACACGUAGCCAUUGCACUCGCACAAAAUUAGGUAUGUUAUGUGUUGAUUUAUAAUAGUUAUGUAUGCAACCCUGUAACAAUUUAGUUCAAAUUCCAUGGAAGGUGGCCAACGCUAAAGGAGAAGUUAAACUAAACUUGAACCCAGAAUAGCUACUCUGGAAACAAAAUGGCUGUGGUGCUUUGUAUUCUUUUGUUGUGCUUGGUCUUGUCUCCACUAGGUCAUGCUCAAAAUGGCGUCAUGUUUCAAAGAACAUUCUUUAGUUGUCCCGCGCCAACAAUUGGAAUAACGAUUUAGAUGGUUAGAACGUUCAAGACCGUCGAAUAUCGGAGCCAUUUGUGACGCAAUAAUAAGUUUCAUAUUUAAACUGUACUUGUAAAUUAUCCACUGCAACAGCCUGUUCUAGGAAAAGUAAUGCGUUGGAAGGCGAAAUACAUAAAAACACGUCUAUAUCGAAAUGAUUCCACAAUUUGACAGAUUUUUGUUUAGUUUCGUCGUUUCCUCUUCAUACAAAUACACAUUAGAAUUAUAUUACUGCAAUAUAGUAACGCAAUAUCUUCAAUUCCUUGGAACUUUGAGGUCUGUUGUUGUUUAGGAAAAACAAGAAUAUUUGGUGUCCAAGUUAUAAGUUUUUGUAUUCCCAAUAAGUAACAAAUCCAAUGCCAAAAACAGUCAGUGAAUUCAAUUUUAUUAGCUCUAUUCCAAAAAAUAUUAAGGAUUUAGGCAUAUCCAGAAAAUCCACGCAGUUCCAGUGAAGGCUCAAGACUGAGUGUGAAGAUUAUGUGGCUUGCUCAGACAGAACUAGCUUCACCUCAGUGCAAGUUCCAGAAUUUUCUGCCACAGUUACAAGGUUUGUAAUUGCUCUUUGUCCAAAACACUAUGUGGGCGUGUUUUAAGCGCAUGCGAAAUACACCCUUUGCAGUCCCUGUUUUGCCGCAUUCUGACGCAUGCGUGGAUCGACUCUUACACCUCGUGCGUAGUUGGAGAACGGUCAUGUGUAUUGUAAAUAAGGGAAUUUUAUAAAAGAUUGGAAGAUCAUUGUUCAGGACAGAAUUGACCUGUAACAUUACAUUAGUCAGAAAAGUCAUGUGUGAACUUUUAGACAGUUGUCCCCUGAUUGUAAAUAAUCUGCACUGUCAUUAAUUAUU
This is a messenger RNA of Myxocyprinus asiaticus (Chinese sucker), 3548 nucleotides long. It is a transcript of the gene tmem82, whose product is annotated as transmembrane protein 82. NCBI's taxonomy places the organism in Eukaryota, Metazoa, Chordata, Actinopteri, Cypriniformes, Catostomidae. The transcript is spliced from 7 exons. The record is from RefSeq and is a predicted model, not a curated record. The coding region runs from base 912 to 1874 and encodes 320 amino acids.